This is a messenger RNA of Scleropages formosus (Asian bonytongue), 1677 nucleotides long. Its product is annotated as cerebellin-1-like. The record is from RefSeq and is a predicted model, not a curated record. The coding region runs from base 39 to 755 and encodes 238 amino acids. The transcript has 3 exons. Gene Ontology annotation, biological process: maintenance of synapse structure. Gene Ontology annotation, cellular component: synapse. Gene Ontology annotation, molecular function: protein binding. NCBI's taxonomy places the organism in Eukaryota, Metazoa, Chordata, Actinopteri, Osteoglossiformes, Osteoglossidae.
AGGAGAGUGUGCGUGUGCGUGCGUGUCUGUGUGUGUGUAUGUGUGUGAGAGAGAGAGGGGUUAGGUUGGAGCAGGUGAUCGAGCCACAACAAACCUCCAAGGGGCUGAUCGCUAAGAACAGUGCGUACAGGAUUCCUGUCCCGAUCAUGGUGCCAGCAAGCAUCCGCGGACCCUGUGCCACCAUCCUGGCGCUGGCCCUUCUCCUGGGAUGCUGCGUUACUUUUUCCCUGGGCCAGAAUGACACGGAGCCUAUCGUCCUGGAAGGAAAGUGCUUGGUGGUCUGUGACUCGAAUCCCUCCUCGGACGGAGGGGUCACUUCCUCGCUUGGGAUAUCCGUCCGAUCUGGCAGCGCAAAGGUGGCUUUCUCGGCGGUCAGGGGGACAAACCACGAGCCGUCGGAAAUGAGCAACACAUCCAUGACCAUCUACUUCGACCAGGUAUUAGUUAAUAUUGGGAACCAUUUCGACCUCAAAGCGAGUGUGUUCCAAGCGCCAAGGAGAGGGAUUUACAGUUUCAGCUUUCAUGUGGUUAAGGUCUACAACAGACAGACCAUACAGGUGAACCUGAUGCAGAAUGAAUACCCGGUGAUAUCAGCCUUCGCAGGGGAUCAGGAUGUCACCCGGGAGGCGGCGAGCAACGGAGUCCUGCUGCAUGUGGAGCGAGAGGACAGAGUUUACCUGAAGCUGGAGAGAGGCAAUCUCAUGGGCGGAUGGAAAUACUCCACCUUCUCUGGCUUCCUAGUUUUCCCUUUAUAAUCUUUUUCUUUAUUUUUUCCUCUUCUUCUUCUUCUUUUUUCUUCAAACGUUUUGGUUCCAAGUGACUCUUCCGCGGUUGAAGACAAUGAUGAGAAAAAUUGCGCCAUUUGAAGGAAAACUGUCCUCAAGACAGACAGAUUACCACUCAGUUAAAUAUAUGAAUAUAUAAAUAUAUAUAUUAUAUAUACGGACGUUUCCUUUGGAGUUCACACUUCCAGCUCAUUGAUUGCAGUUAUCUAUAGGAUAAAAAUGAAUUAAUCAAUCGGCCUGUGCAGUUUUACACGAGUGAAGUUCAAUGUUCAUUCUUUGGAUUUCAUUGUUUGGGGGAAACCAUUGACUCUUAUCUGCAGACUGUUCGGUGUGUUUUGGACAACUGAACAAACAGGGGUGUCCGAGCCGAAGAAUUAAAGCCCUGAACUACGUGUCAAUGCUUUAUUUUGUGUUUGUAUAGCCUUAAAGAAAAUGAUAAUAAUAAUAAUGAUAUUAUUAUUAAUAAUAAUGGCUUCAGUCAAGUAAUGUGUGUGGAAUUCUGGACGCUCCUCUGUAUCAAGAAGUGCUUUAUUGCCAAAAGCAUUUUUUUUUUUUUUUUUUUCUUUUUUGCACGAAUGGAAGAUCUUUAGUUUUGUACUGGUCCUGGUGUUUCUGGAUGCUAAACACGUCGAAGAGAUGUCAGUUAAUAGCCGCCUAUUGUUUUAAAAGACGAUUGCAAAGAAAAGCCGUUCCCAUUUCGGCCGGUGGACACACCGAGGAACUAUUUUACUAAGCGAUGAUUAACCUGAUUUACGAAAUACAUGAUAUUUACGGUUAUUGGUCCGUUCCACAUCUCCGAUCUGCGUAGCUUUGACUCAUUUAUCUGUUCAGUGACGUUGCUCACGGUUGUAUCUUGUGAAAAAGAACUACAGAGAAAUCCCAAUAUAAUUAU